AUGAAUAAUGUAUACAAACACGCUCUAAAACAAGAACAAGGUGUUCGCCAGGAUCUAGAAAAGUUUGAGAGAAGCGAGGAUGUCUCGGUUGGUAUACAAGGACAGAUCUCAGUGGGCUUGACAUCGUUGAAACGAACCAUCGAUGAAUACGACGGGUUGGCCAAGAGAGAAAUGAUACUUGUCAAGCAAGAAAAAGCUUUAGCAAAUGUGAGUAAACUAAGAGAAGACUAUAAUGAAUUAAAGAAUCAAUUUGACAGGCUGAAACAGCGAGAAACUAAUAAGACAGUCAUAAAUAAUAGAACUGAGCUGUUAGGACGAAGGCAUAAUUCAUCUACGCCAGAAUAUCCAUUUCAAAAUAAUCACCUGACGAGGGAACAGCAUGCUUAUCGAGAGAACGAUUUUCUCAACGAAACCGAAUCAAAACUUGACGAGUACAUAGCACACGGGAGAGAGGUGCUCGGAAAUAUGUAUGAUCAAAAUAAUACCUUAAAGAACGCGCAACGGAAAAUGCUUGAUGCUGCCAAUACUCUUGGUUUGUCUCGUAAUAUAAUUCAAUACAUCGAACGCCGGUCAGCUCAGGACAAAUGGAUUUUCAUAGGCGGCGUAGUUUUUACUCUGUUCUCGAUGUGGGCUAUCAUACAUUAUUUAACAUAA
Molecule: messenger RNA, 654 nt
Organism: Acaulospora morrowiae
Lineage: Eukaryota; Fungi; Glomeromycota; Glomeromycetes; Diversisporales; Acaulosporaceae
Source: the annotation of a GenBank genome assembly